Molecule: messenger RNA, 2106 nt
Organism: Penicillium lagena
Lineage: Eukaryota; Fungi; Ascomycota; Eurotiomycetes; Eurotiales; Aspergillaceae
Product: transcription factor domain-containing protein
Exons: 5
Coding region: 1-2106 (701 amino acids)
Biological process (GO): DNA-templated transcription
Molecular function (GO): DNA binding; zinc ion binding
Source: RefSeq, a predicted model, not a curated record
AUGAACUGCGUAGAUGCAGGUGUGGAAUGCCAUCGUACUCGUGAAACGCGCAUUCAUCGACCGCGUGUCUCCCGUCUUGAUGCAUUGGCAGCCCGUCUUGCUAAACUUGAAGAAUCAAACUCAGCAGAAACAUCGGUCAAGUCUUCAUCAGCUGCUGCACAUGGCCAUGCAACAUCCGCAUCGUCACCACAGACUAAACAUCACAGUCCUCAUGGGUCAAUUUCGAGCCAGUAUACCGAACCGGCUUAUGAGAAAAAGAGAAAGCAAUACACCGCACCGGGUGAGACUAUUAUACUCUCUCCCCCAGAGAUUAAGCGUAAUAAAACACAAGGUGUCGUUCGACAAAAAAUCCAUGAGGAUUCUCCGGAGUCGACGCGCCAUGCAAGCGAGGCUAGGGAGUUUAUCGAGCAGGAGCUCCAAUGCAACCCAGAGCUUUCGACAGAUCGACGUACUGCGCUUGAGUUGGCGCGCAAGUUUGUUAGUCAGUUAUCUAACCCUGCGCUUCAUUGGGAGUCUGGGGAGUCCCGCGCUGCGGAUCAUAUAGCUGAAGAGAGUCUGCAACCUCCUACUCUUACGCCAGAGUUGCUACACAUGCUACUCCCAGGUAUUUAUUGGAACUUUGAUUUUUAUACAGUAUAUGCUAACACACGCAUGGGCCCUGAUAACAAAACCAAUUCCCAAGGCACCCUUUCCUGGCCAGAUCAUAUCUCUGAUAAGGCCCUAGAACGAAUGGGACUUGCCAUAAUCGAGGGCAGUGAGUGUGAACAAGUGCUCCAAUACUUUCGGAUAAGCGUAUGGGUGAAAGCAAUCUCCUGUAUAUCAAAAUUGGCACCAUUGAUCUCGAGUGAACGUCUCAGGGUCCAUUUCCGCACAUUGAAGAAACAAUACGAAGUGGCUGCUCAAGAAGAAUUGAACCAACUCCCUUUGGCAGCGGCGCCUAGCCUUGGCUUGCUUCAGUCUCUGCUCUCCGGGUCACGCUUGAUGCAGUAUCAAGGAAACAUGUCCCGUUGUUGGAUGUUCACAGCACUUGCCUCGCGAAUCAUUGUCUCAUUCGGUUACCACAACAUCACAGAUACAGAGCCUCGAAACGAGGUGGAAGAAGACAUUCAUGCCUCUGUGUAUACUUGCUAUUACUUCGACAAGACACUCAGCUUGCUGCUCCUCCGGCCGCCGUCUCUACCAGACCUAAAAGUAGAGCCUGCUCAGUUAAUCCACGUUGAUCCCGACUUACCAACAUCAGCCAUGAUCGUUGGCAUUGUCGAAUACUCACAGCUGAAGCAUACCCUGCUGAAUGUUCUACUGGACAUCAAGGUAAUGCGGGAAGUGGAGAAGGCCAACAUCUUGUCCAAUCUCGUGGAGCGAGCGCACUCAAUUCAUUCGAACUUGCAGAUAUUUCGACGUCGUCAAGAACUAGAGUUUCCAGGAGAAUCAUGGCACUUUCUACGACGAGAAUGGCUCUCCAUGGAUUUCAACUACUAUUCCGUCCUAACAACCAUCAUCCGAGUACGCUCCUCUGUCUUGAAAUCCCGCUUGAUCUGCGAAGACUGUCUUUACGCAGCCCGGGAAUCUCUUACUACCCUCCGGGCCUUGCAAGAGACAUUCUCAGGGCAUAUUACAUCCGUUGAUUCGUACCCAUACUUCCUCACUUGGACAAUGUUGCUCUUCCCACUAGCCCCCUUCUUCGUCCUGUUCUGCAACGUCGUCGCCACAUCAGACCAGCGAGAUUUCCACAUGAUCAAGAAUAUCACCGACGAUCUGCAUCAGUUCGUCGGGGCAAACCCGUCCAUCGAUAAACUGUAUCGGCUCUUCUCUAAAUUUCUGGACUUAUGUGCACCAUUGAUACAGAUGAAACCUGCACAACAACAGCCCGAGAGACCAUUGUCUGCUGUCUCUACUGCGGUCACACUAGACAACACAAGGACGGACGGAGCUCAGAUAGAGCGUGAUGCUAAUUUUCUUGGUCCUGCCGCUACCACUAGCACUAACCAGGCCUGGACACCUCCGGGGUGGAAUGAUAGUCUGGUGUGGGAGUUGUUUGAUAACCAGCCCUCGUUGGGAUGGGCAGAGUCGGAUCUGUGGGAUGUUAUGGCGCAGUUGCCUGCGUAG